Molecule: messenger RNA, 1809 nt
Organism: Aspergillus heteromorphus CBS 117.55
Lineage: Eukaryota; Fungi; Ascomycota; Eurotiomycetes; Eurotiales; Aspergillaceae
Product: putative extracellular lipase
Exons: 5
Coding region: 1-1809 (602 amino acids)
Source: RefSeq, a predicted model, not a curated record
AUGCUACACAACCGCUCCAUUGCCCUGGCGAUCUUGCCACUCCUCCUCUUGCUGAUUGCGCGGCAGCCUGUAUCCUCCAGCCAGCAGAUCCAGACUCUUUUCGCCUCGCGAUUGCCCGUCCCGCUGCGCGAUGUUUUGCUCGCCAAUCGGCCUCGCGUCACCCUGGUCCAGGGCACCGUCGUCGGCACCAUCUUGACCGAUACACUCAAGAACCCGGUCGACGCGUUUCGAGGGAUCCCGUACGCUCUUCCCCCUACUGGGGAUCGACGCUUCCGCCGUGCUGUUGCUGUCAAUGCGUCCGACGAUAUCAUCGACGUCAGUGAAUUCGGCCCACGAUGCCCGGGAAAACAACUUCUCAAUCCGAAAGACACCGGCGGGAAUGAGGACUGCCUGACUGUCAACAUCUUCCGACCCCAUGGUGUCGAAGGGAAACUGCCCGUGGCCGUGUACGUCCAUGGGGGAGCCUACAACCGAGGCACCGCCUCAAUGCACAACACGGCCUCCAUGGUUGGCUGGUCCGAUGAGCCGUUCAUCGCCGUCAGCUUUAACUACCGUAUCGGCGCCCUCGGGUUCCUCCCAUCAACCCUGUCUGCCGAAGAAGGCAUCCUCAACCUGGGCCUGCACGACCAGCUCCUCCUUUUCCAAUGGGUCCAAGACAACAUUCCUUAUUUCAAUGGCGAUCCGUCGAAGGUCACCCUAAUCGGCCUCUCAGCAGGGGCGCACUCUAUAGCCCACCACAUCACCACCCCAGGAAACCCUCUUUUCCACCGCGCCAUCAUUGAAUCCGGCUCCGCCACCUCCCGCGCCCUGCACCCCUACAACGCCCCCAUCCACGAAUCGCAAUUCCAGGACUUCCUCGCCCUAACAAACUGCAUCUCUCUUCCCUCUUCAGCAACAUUCCAGUGCCUCCGCUCCCUCCCCGCCUCCACAAUAAUCACUGCUUCGACCAAAGUCUUCGACAAAUACAAUCCCUCCGUCCGCUGGGCCUUCCAACCCGUCAUCGACCACGAGCUCAUCACCCGGCCCCCGAUCGAUGCGUGGCACGCGGGGGCGUGGAACAAAAUGCCCAUCCUGACGGGAUUCAAUUCCAAUGAAGGCACGUACUACGUCCCUCGCGACAUGAAUUCGUCGGCGGAGUUCAGAGCGUUUUUCAGGACGCUUCUGCCGGCGUACUCGGAGGAGGAUAUCGCUACUAUUGAGGGGCUGUAUCCCGAUCCCCAGCAGAAUCGCGAUUCGGAGUAUCUCGAGACGAGGGAGUUAGAUGUGGGGAGGCAGUUCAAGAGAGUCGAGGCCGCGUAUGGGCAUUACGCGUAUGUUUGCCCGGUGAGACGGACUGCGCUGUUUGCUUCUGGAUCAGGAUCCGUGUCUGGACUUGGAUCCGAGCAACCGGUUUGGCUCUAUCACUGGUCCCUCAACAAAACCGUCCUCGGCGGCGCAAACCACGGCGACCAGAUGGAAUACGAGACGUUUAACCCCUCCGUGCGAGAAUUCUCAGAUACUCAGGAGGAAUUGGCCGGUGUGUUUCAUGCAUAUGUCACUUCGUUUGUGGUGUUUGGGGAUCCGAACGUGUUGCGGGGGAGGUGGGGGGGACGGCCGAGGUGGGAGGGGUAUGGGGAGGGGAAUAAGCAGGGGGAUGGGUAUGGGGAAGCGAGGAAUCAUAACGGACAAGGAAGGCUGAUGGUAUUCGGGGAGGGGAAUGAUGAGCGGGCUGGGGGCGACAGUGUCGGGGUGGUGGCGGCGAUGACGGAUGAUGUGUGGGCGAGGGAGGAGUGUGGAUUCUGGGGGGAGAGGAGUGGGGUUUCGGAUUGA